AUGCCAGCCACUAACAACUCCAACGGCGAUUGUUCCGUCACGUGCGACGCAAUCAUCGUUGGAGCCGGCCUCAGCGGCAUCUUUGCUGUGAACAAAUUGCGCAAGCUUGGACUCAACGCCAAAAUCUUCGAGGGAGCCCCCGAUUUUGGCGGCGUCUGGUACUGGAACCGCUACCCUGGCGCACGUGUUGAUUCGGAGACGCCCUUCUACCAACUGAACAUUCCAGAAGUCUGGAAAGACUGGACCUGGUCUUGCCGCUAUCCUGACCAGAAAGAGUUGCUGUCAUAUGUGCACCACUGUGACAAGAUUCUGGGCUUGAGAAAAGACGUGUACUUCGGAGCUGAGGUGGUUGAUGCGCGGUAUGCCAGAGACCUGGGCACCUGGACUGUCAAGACGUCUGCUGGCCAUGUUGCAACGGCAAAGUAUCUCAUUCUCGCUACGGGUUUGCUCCACAGGAAGCACACUCCUGCACUCCCGGGCCUGGCCGAUUUCAAUGGGAGGGUGAUUCAUUCGAGCGCCUGGGACGAAGACUUCAGCGCAGAGGGCCAGAGAGUCGCCGUCAUUGGUGCCGGGGCCACAAGCAUCCAGAUUGUUCAGGAGUUGGCCAAGAAGGCUGACCAAGUAACCAUGUUUAUGCGAAGGCCGAGCUAUUGUUUGCCCAUGCGGCAACGAACGAUGGAUAGGAACGAGCAGACAGCCUGGAAGGCCUACUACCCAACGUUGUUUGAAGCGAGUCGAAAGUCUCGGAUUGGUUUCCCGGUCCAGGCACCGUCGGUCGGCAUCUUUGAAGUUAGCCCCGAGCAGCGGGAGGCUUAUUUCGAAGAGUUGUGGGAGCGUGGGGGGUUUAAUUUUCUUGCUUGCCAGUACCGAGAAGUCAUGGUUGACAAAAAUUCCAACCGACUUGUCUACGACUUCUGGGCUAAAAAGACUCGAGCUCGCAUCGUCGAUCCGGCAAAGAGAGAGCUCAUGGCUCCUCUGAAGCCGCCGUACUGGUUCGGCACCAAGCGUUCCCCACUGGAGAGCGACUACUAUGAAAUGCUGGACAAGCCGAGCGUCGAAAUUGUGAAUCUACAACAAUCGGCCAUUGUGGCUGUUACAAAGACAGGGGUGGUCUUGAGUGACGGCAGCAAUCGGGAAUGCGACACGAUCGUGCUGGCGACAGGUUUCGACAGUUUCACUGGCUCAUUGACACAUAUGGGCUUGAAAAACAAGCACGGAGUCGAUCUGAAGGAGGUGUGGAAAGAUGGGAUAUCUACUUAUAUGGGAGUCUUCUCUCAUGGCUUCCCCAAUGCCUUCUUCGUCGCCACGGCUCAAGCUCCCACCGCCCUUUCCAACGGCCCAACAAUCAUAGAAACCCAAGUCGACUUGAUCGCCGAUACAAUUGCAAAGUUGGAGGCCGAGCACGCCACGUCCGUCGAGGCGAUGAAAUCAGCACAAGAGGCAUGCUCCUCUCAGCGCCGCUCUGAUCUUGGCUGGCGCAUCAGACUUCAAGAAGGAGUCUUGGACGCGACCACGAGGAUCAAGGCAGAACGGGAACUGAGGCCCACUGAUGAGCACCUUCACGUCAUACAAGACAUCCUCAAAGACGAUGUCACCUCGCAGCGGUUGGGCGCCAGCAAGGGCAGGCUGCCAACUCCGUCGUGCUCCAAGAUCUGGGCAAAUCCUUCUGUUUGGGAACCCGCGAUCAUCAAAACCUCGGAGUCUCAGACUCUAUUGAGUCACUUCAUGAACGAGACGGCGGUCCAGCUUGUUGCCCGAGAACCGCAACACAAUCCCCUGCUGAGUUUCGUGCUUCCUUGGGCACACUCGGAAACCAUGAUUAUGGAUGCCAUGAUGGCCUUGGGCGGCGCCCAUGUCAGCCACAAGACGGGAAAUCCGGCAUUGAGAGCGGCCACGACCGAGCAUUACUUGUCUGGCAUCCGAGGGCUCAAGUAUGCGCUGACGCACUGGAAUUCUGGUGCCCCGCAGGACACGGUGCGCCUGUUAACCGUUGCCAUGUUGCUGUGUCAGUAUGAAGCUGUCACGUGCAAUCGCCGCAUCAUUGCAUACUACCAUCUUCGCGCCAGCCGAGAAUUCAUCAGCACAAUCUUUGAAGCUGGAGUCGGCAAUCUCUUAAGCCAGCAGCGCGAGGUCUUUGGCUUCCUGUUGGAGUACUAUACAUAUAUGGCCAUCGUGCGCAACAUCACCAUCACGUCGGACCGCCGGAUGGAUGUGGUGGCUUCGGACUGGUUUGUUCAGUCUCUGCAGCACCUGCAGGGGUACCAAACCUUUGGCAGCAUGCUCGGGAGCUCCUGGGAGCUCUAUGAGCUCAUCCCCACCAUUCCCCUGCUCCAGGACCUGGAUGGGGAGCCAUGGACCAUGGCGUACCUUGAUCUGGAGGAAAAGAUUAUAAACUGGUCACCGGCGAUGACAACUCGAUCUGAGACGCCAGCCUGGGUCCAAAGCUCGACUGCAGUGGAUCGCAUCUAUCAAAUUGCUCUGUUGACUUUCCUGUACUCGGCACGGUACAUGAAAAAUGACGACAAGGACGAAUUCUGCCAGAAACUUGACCCUAUCAUUAUCGAAUUUCGCGUCCUGUGCGGCCAGCUGAGGGGUUCGCCGUCACGCACCAGGCUGCUGUGGCCCCUGCUGGUCAUCGGCUCGUGUCUCAGCUCGCCAGAGGAUCGGCAGAAAAUGUGUUCGGGCUUGUCAGGGUCCACGUACGACAUGGCCAUCACUCAGCGAGCGGUGGAGAUAUUGCAGAUGACUUGGGAGCUGGACAAGGAGGGCAUGUAUGGCCCAGUGGCCUUGGAGACCGUCGUGAAGAGUCAUGAUUUUUGUGUGAGUUAA
Exophiala oligosperma is the source of this 2829-nucleotide messenger RNA. RefSeq lists its product as uncharacterized. Gene Ontology annotation, molecular function: N,N-dimethylaniline monooxygenase activity; flavin adenine dinucleotide binding; NADP binding. The record is from RefSeq and is a predicted model, not a curated record. The transcript has 5 exons. NCBI's taxonomy places the organism in Eukaryota, Fungi, Ascomycota, Eurotiomycetes, Chaetothyriales, Herpotrichiellaceae. Bases 1 to 2829 code for a protein of 942 amino acids.